UCCGCGGUGCCAUUCUAAUGGCAGACUACGGCACCGAUGACACCGCACCGGAACUAACCCUGUUCGACAUCGCCUGGGAGGACGUCCUCUUCGCGAAGCUGCUUCCGCUCCUAUCCCUGGCGGAUCUGUUCAACCUUCGGUGUUGUUCCCGGCUGAGCAAGCAACUGGUGGACGGUGGCCUGCGCUCGCGAAGGAUCGUCAAUUUGUCCGGCAACAACAGCCGUAGCGUGCACCGUGCGUUCCGGGUGCUUUCGCGCAAGUGUCGCAACGUCCGGACGGCGAACCUGGCCAAAUGCGGCUGGCUCAGCGACGAGCUGCUGGCGGAGUUUCUGCGCGCCAACACCAAGAUCCGGCGCGUUAAUCUGAGCGAUUGUGUGAACGUUACGCCGGUUGGGCUGCAGCCGAUCAUCAUCGAGUGCAAGCAGCUGCAGGAGCUCAAGUUGGCCCGUUGCAGUUGGCUGACGAUCGGGGCCAUUGAGGCGCUCACGUUGCACCACUCGGCACCGGGGGCGCACGGAAUCGUCGAGUUGGACAUUUCGCACUGCGUUGGGCUGAACGAGCGGUGUAUUUCGAUUUUUCUGCUGAAUAUGCGCCAGCUGAGGACGCUGGCCGUGGCGUACAUUCCGGCCGUGACGGACAAUCUGCUGUACUCGAUCGCGAAGAACGCCAAGGCGAUGAGGCACUUGAACAUUAUUGGAUGUCAGCUGACCACGGAUCGGGGCGUUGGCGCCCUCUCCCUCUACUGCACCGGUCUCGAGUCGCUGAUGGUGCGCGACUGUCCCGGCAUCACCGAGCGCAGCCUGUCGCUCCUUCGAGGCCGCGUCUUCAUCGACCGCCCACGCAACUUCCAACAGCAGAUGAACGUCGCCCCAAACGUGGCCCUUCCGCGACUCUACCUGCAGGUUUAGGAUUUUAGGGUCUUUCGCGGUGCCAGGAAGAGAUAGAGAGAUGAAUUUUUGUUUGUUAUUUUUACGCAUAUAUUUAUUGUAGUUGGAUAGAUGUUCUUAGCUCUGUAAUAUAAUAUACGAUUAUACAACAAGA
Messenger RNA from Culex pipiens pallens (northern house mosquito), 1041 nucleotides. RefSeq names its product F-box/LRR-repeat protein 15 (gene jet). Gene Ontology annotation, biological process: SCF-dependent proteasomal ubiquitin-dependent protein catabolic process. Gene Ontology annotation, cellular component: SCF ubiquitin ligase complex. The transcript is spliced from 2 exons. Bases 18 to 908 code for a protein of 296 amino acids. The record is from RefSeq and is a predicted model, not a curated record. NCBI's taxonomy places the organism in Eukaryota, Metazoa, Arthropoda, Insecta, Diptera, Culicidae.